UUCUUUGGUGGCGCUGGCACACAUGGCAUUCAGAGAUGUUGCUGUGGAUUUUACCCAGGAUGAGUGGAUGUUGCUGAGUCCCGCACAGAGAUCUCUCUACAGGGAGGUGAUGCUGGAAAACUACAGCAACCUCGUCUCACUGGGAAUUCCAUUCUCUAAACCCAGACUCAUCACUCAGCUAGAGCAAGAAAAGGAAACCUGGAAAGAAGAGAGAAGAUGCCCAUCAGCAACCUGUCUACUAGAACCAAAGCCAGAGCUCCAUGUCUGUGCUUUCUCCAGUCAGAAACUUCAUGUACAACAUGUGCUGUGUAAUCAUCCUCCCUGGAUCUUCACAUGCUUAUGCCCAGACAAUCAUGUCCAGCCAGGGGAUCCAUGUGUGGGAGACCAGAAGCAGCAGUCACAAGGGUCUGAUCAAAGUUCCUGGAGUGGCAAAGCAGAAGGUCAAGAGAAAGAAGGUAUCAGGCUUUGCUUUGGAAAGACCAAGAAAAGGACUUCAGGAGCCUUCUCCAAGCCACCACCAAGGCAGUUGAUCAGCUCUCAGAAUGAGAUCCAAGAGGUGGAAGAAACCAGCACCACUCAAAUGGGGAGCUCUUCAGAAACAGACCAACUGUUGAAGAGGGUAGAAGUCUUAGAAUUUGGGACAGUCAGCUGUGGAGACUGCGGACUAGGCUUCAGCAAGAUGAUAAACCUACUUAGUCAUCAGAGAAUACACUCUGGGGAGAAGCCUUAUGUGUGCAGUGUGUGUGAGAAGGGCUUUAGUCUGAAGAAGAGCCUUGCCAGGCACCAGAAGGCACACACAGGGGAGAAACCCAUUGUAUGCAGGGAAUGUGGGCGAGGGUUUAACCGGAAGUCAACGCUCAUCACUCAUGAGAGAACACACUCGGGCGAAAAGCCAUACAUGUGCAUUGAGUGUGGGCGAGGCUUCAGUCAGAAGUCAAACCUCAUCAUCCACCGGAGGACACACUCAGGAGAGAAGCCCUAUGUCUGUCGGGAGUGUGGGAAAGGCUUCAGCCAGAAGUCAGCUGUCGUCAGGCACCAGAGGACGCACUUGGAGGAGAAGACCAUCGUGUGCAGUGACUGUGGUGUAGGCUUCAGUGACAGAUCCAAUCUCAUCUCGCACCAGAGGACACACUCUGGGGAGAAACCCUAUGUCUGCAAGGAGUGUGGACGGUGCUUUCGGCAGAGGACCACUCUUGUCAAUCACCUGAGGACUCACUCAAAGGAGAAGCCUUACUUAUGUGGAGUAUGUGGGCGCAGUUUUAGCCAGAACUCCACCCUCAUUUCACACAGACUGACACACACUGGGGAGAAGCCUUACGUCUGUGGGGUGUGUGGGCGAGGCUUUAGUCUGAAGUCACACCUCAAUAGACACCAGAACAUUCACUCAGGGGACAAGCUUAUUGUGUGCCAGGAUUGUGGACGAGGCUUCAACCAGCAGUCGAAUCUCAUUAGACACCAGAGAACACACUCAGGGGAGAAGCCCAUGGUGUGUGAGGACUGUGGGCGAGGUUUCAGCCAGAAGUCAAACCUCAUUGCACAUCAGAGGACACAUUCAGGGGAAAAGCCAUAUGUGUGCCGGGAGUGUGGGCAAGGCUUCAGUCACCAGGCAGGUCUUAUCAGGCAUAAGAGGAAGCAUUUGAGGGAAAAGCCUUACAUGUGCAGGCAGUGUGGACUUGGUUUUAACACUAAGUCUGCUUUAAUCAUGCACAAACAGGCACAUUCAGAAGAGACUUGUGUCUGCAGUGUGUGUGGCCAAGGGUUUCUCCAAAAUUCACACCUCAUCUUACAUCAGACAACAUACCAGAGGGAGAAGCAGCACUUUAGCCACAAGUCACACCUCAGCAGACACAGGAAGAUAAAUUCCAUCCAUCACAGAUCUCUGCUCCAGCAUGAUCUGGAAGCCCUGUUGGGGCAAACCUCAGACCUCUUCCCACCUAUUUGUGAAAGUAAAGGGGGUGAUGAAAACUAGAAGUGGUCAAAGGACGUUUGGUUUCAAUUAAUUACUUCAUUCACACCAAAUCUUCAUGUUUUGUGGCCUUUUGCUAUAAUAAAGUUCUCUAUGAGAA
Messenger RNA from Suncus etruscus (white-toothed pygmy shrew), 2066 nucleotides. RefSeq names its product zinc finger protein 133 (gene ZNF133). The record is from RefSeq and is a predicted model, not a curated record. Gene Ontology annotation, molecular function: DNA-binding transcription repressor activity, RNA polymerase II-specific. Lineage: Eukaryota; Metazoa; Chordata; Mammalia; Eulipotyphla; Soricidae. Gene Ontology annotation, biological process: negative regulation of transcription by RNA polymerase II.